Molecule: messenger RNA, 1571 nt
Organism: Raphanus sativus (radish)
Lineage: Eukaryota; Viridiplantae; Streptophyta; Magnoliopsida; Brassicales; Brassicaceae
Product: probable WRKY transcription factor 25
Exons: 5
Coding region: 144-1298 (384 amino acids)
Biological process (GO): regulation of DNA-templated transcription
Molecular function (GO): sequence-specific DNA binding; DNA-binding transcription factor activity
Source: RefSeq, a predicted model, not a curated record
GACAAGAGACAAACCGUGCUCGAUACGCAACCGUCGUCUUCUUUAUCCUCUUCUCGUAUAUCAUUUCUCAGAGGAAAGUUUCUUUUUUUAGCAAAUACUUUUGUUCCUGUAAGCUUUGAAAGUUGUCUCCUUUUGUUAAGACCAUGUCGUCUACUUCUUUCACCGACCUCCUUGCUUCCUCCGGCGUUGACUGCUACGAACAAGACGAAGACUUUCUUGGUGGGUUUUACCCGGAGAGAACCGGGUCGGGUUUACCCAAGUCUAAGACGGCUCAGCCUCCUCCUCUUCCGAUUUCACAACCUUCUCAUGGUUUUGCCUUCUCAGAGUUACUUGACUCUCCUCUUCUUCUCAGCUCCUCCUCUCAUAGUUUGAUAUCUCCGACGACGGGAGCCUUUCCAUAUCAAUGCUUCAAUGGAACAAACAAUCACUCAGAAUUUCCCUGGCAGCUACAAACGCAACCGCAACCGCCAAACGCUUCUUCUGCUUUACCAGAAACAUAUGUUGUUCAAGAUCUCCAGAAGAAGCAGGAGGAUCCAGUUCCUCGCGAGUUUGCAGCAGAUCGCCAGGUUAAGACACCAUCAUACACGGUGGUAAGAAGGAACUUUAAUGAUGGUUAUGGUUGGAGAAAAUACGGCCAGAAACAAGUGAAGAAGAGUGAAAACCUUAGGAGUUACGUCAAGUGUACAUAUCCCAAUUGUGUUUCCAAGAAGAUUGUUGAGACUGCUUCUGAUGGACAGGUCACUGAGAUCAUCUACAAAGGAGGUCAUAACCAUCCUAAACCUGAGUUCACCAAGAGACCAUCAGGAUCAUCAUCAUCAUCUUCUUCGGCUAACGCGAGAAGAAUGUUUAAUGCAUCAUCAUCUGUUGUUAGUGAAACUCAUGAUCAGUCGGAGAACUCGUCUAUUUCGUUUGAUUGCAGUGAUCUUGAGCAGAGGAGCUUUAAAUCUGAGUAUGGUGAGGUAGAAGAAGAGGAUGAUCAACCUGAGAUUAAGAGAGUGAAAAGAGAAGGUGAAGAUGAAGGAAUGUAUGCACAAGUAAGCAGAGCUGUGAAAGAGCCAAGAGUUGUUGUUCAAACAAUAAGUGACGUUGAUGUUCUUAUAGAUGGCUUUAAAUGGAGGAAGUAUGGUCAGAAAGUUGUCAAGGGGAAUACUAAUCCAAGGAGCUACUACAAGUGCACAUACCAAGGUUGUGGAGUGAGGAAGCAAGUAGAAAGAUCCGCAGAAGACGAAAGAGCGGUUCUCACUACCUAUGAAGGAAGACACAAUCACGAUGUCCCAACCUCGCUACGCCGCUCAUGAAAACAAUACAUUCUUGGGACUUGAAAUCACUAGUAAUAACAUUAUAGGAUUUGGUAAAACACCUACUAUGGCCAUCUUUGUGCUAACUACAGUUUGUUUAUUUGUUUGGUUGUUUGUAACACAGUAAGUAGUAGUACAGGGUGGUGGUUAGUAUUUAUUUUAGUUUCUUGUGUUUUGUAUCUAUUUAUUAUCAUAUUUACUUAUUUAGUAAAGUUUCACAUGUAAACUUUUAGCACAAUUUUAAUCAACUUUAUGUGCAUUUCUUUAUCGUGA